Naegleria gruberi is the source of this 386-nucleotide messenger RNA. Its product is annotated as ribosomal protein L36E. Gene Ontology annotation, biological process: cytoplasmic translation. The record is from RefSeq and is a predicted model, not a curated record. Gene Ontology annotation, cellular component: ribosome; cytosolic large ribosomal subunit. The coding region runs from base 18 to 350 and encodes 110 amino acids. NCBI's taxonomy places the organism in Eukaryota, Heterolobosea, Eutetramitea, Acrasida, Naegleriidae. Gene Ontology annotation, molecular function: structural constituent of ribosome. The transcript has a single exon.
AAAAAAUACAUCAUAUAAUGGUCGCUACAGGAAUUUCCGUUGGUAGAAUUGGUAGAAAGGGUUUCCCAACCACCAAGAGAGCUAAGGUCACCAAGACCCAAAAGCCAUCCAAGCACAGAGUUGUCAAGGAUAUCGUCGAAGAAGCCAUCGGUGUUGCCCCAUACGAAGCUAGACUCGUCGAUCUCGUUGAAGUUUCUGAAAAGAGAGCUUUGAGAUUCGCCAAGAGAAGACUCGGUGAUCUUACUCGUGCCAAGAAAAAGAUCAGAGCUAUUGAAGAUCUCAAGAGAAGAAUCAGAAAGAGACAACAAGAAAGAAUUGCUGAACAAACCAAGCAAGCUGAAAAGAAGUAAAUUGCCCUCCAUUUUUACAUUAAAAUAUAAAAUUCU